AUGGUUCUUUUCAUUGAUUUGUACAGCUCUGUGUCUACUGUGAUAAUCUCUUCUAUAAGUAGCAGAAGGAGCAAACCCCAUUUCCUCACCUUCAACCAUUCAUACAAUUCCCCAAAAGACAGAAAGGAUAGUUCCACCAUAAUGGGCUAUCAGUUAUGGCUUAUUAUGUGUGUGAUUUUGGCUUCGUUCAUUGCGAAUUGCAGAACUGUCGAGUCAGCAUACGACGCUGAUAAGAUCAUGAAGUUGCCAGGGCAACCAGAGGUUAGUUUUCAACAGUAUGCAGGGUAUGUGACAGUAGAUGAAAUCCAUCAGAGGAAACUUUUCUAUUACUUUGUUGAAGCUGCGACAAACUCCAGUUCUAAGCCUCUUGUUCUGUGGCUAAAUGGGGGACCUGGCUGCUCUUCAAUUGGAGGUGGAGCUUUCGCUGAACAUGGCCCUUUCAAGCCAAAUGCAGCAGGGGUUCUGGUCAACAAUGUCUACAGUUGGAAUAAAGUAGCAAACAUGCUGUACUUGGAAUCCCCAGCAGGAGUUGGAUUCUCGUAUUCUGCCAAUACUUCUUUCUAUAAAAUGGUCAGCGACUCCAUAACCGCAAAUGACAACAUGGCGUUCCUACAACAGUGGCUAGUCAAGUUUCCCGAAUACAAGAGCAGCGAUCUUUUCAUCACCGGAGAAAGCUAUGCUGGACACUAUGUCCCACAACUAGCCCAGCUAAUUGUGGAGUCUGGAUCAAAUCUCAACUUGAAAGCCAUUGCUAUAGGGAACCCAUUGUUGGAGUUCAACACAGAUUUCAACGAGGAAGGAGAGUACUACUGGUCUCAUGGGUUGAUAUCUGACCAGACCUAUGACCUUCUGAAUACUGUCUGCAACUUCUCCCAGCUCAUAAGAGAAAGCUUGUCAGGCAACGUUUCCAAGCCAUGUCAAUUCGUAAUAAGUCAGCUUGUCGCAGAACUGCCCAACCAGAACUUCGACAGCUACGAUGUCACUUCUGAUGUGUGUUUGUCAGACAGUGGAUCGCAGUUGGGUCCCCAGAAACAGUACUCAUUUUUAGCUUCUAUUUACCAUCCAUUUUUGCCCCUCAAGUCCAACCAAAGUCCUCCCAUAAAGCAGGAAGCUGGUGGAGAGUCAACAGAUCUUUGUGUACAAGAAUGGACUUACACAUAUUUGAACAGAAAAGAUGUCCAAGAAGCUAUGCAUGCCAAGCUUGUAGGGAUCCUCAGAUGGAUCGACUGCACCGAUGUGUUGAAUUAUGACCACAACAGUUUCGAGAUUCCAACUAUUGAAGUGCUGGGUUCAUUGGUAAAAUCGGGGAUUCGAGUGCUAGUCUACAGCGGGGAUCAAGAUUCGGUUGUCCCGUUCAUCGGGACGAGGAUUCUGGUGAAUCGUUUGGCAACAGAGACGGGGUUGAAUACAACCGUGCCAUACAAGGCAUGGUUUGAUUUUGACAAACAGGUGGGUGGAUGGACGCAAGUUUAUGGGGGAAACAAUAAGCUGUCAUUUGCAACCAUUAGAGGUGCCUCUCACAUGGCUCCAUUCUCAUCUCCCAAGAGGUCACUCGCAUUAUUUGCAGCAUUUGUUGCUGGGAGACCACUGGCAGCUUGAUCUCUCUCAGACAUGGAAACGUGAAGAUGAUUGGUUUCACACUCUCGAAAUUUCCAAACUGUAGUUUUACUUUUCUCGAGGGGUUUCGAUUAUGCAUAUCUUUGUAUUAUCAAUGAUUUAAUGUCGCAUUUGAAUCAAGAAAUCAAUCAAUAAAUGUCAUGAGUAUUCAUAAACCCUGCUGAAUGUUAGGGCAUCGCAGAAUCACUCAUUGUAGUUUCAUCAUUCAUGGGUGAUAAAAUGCCUUGUAUUUGUCAUCUUAGUGAAUCAAACUAUGUGUCUUGUUUUUGGUUUCCUGAUCUUUGUUUCAGAGCCAUUCCAGUUAAAUUGUUGGA
Linum tenue is the source of this 1931-nucleotide messenger RNA. Lineage: Eukaryota; Viridiplantae; Streptophyta; Magnoliopsida; Malpighiales; Linaceae. The record is from the annotation of a GenBank genome assembly.